ACAAAGGCAAGAUGGAUGCCUGCUGAGUCCAGGCCCAGGCCAGGUUUUUGAAAAACAACAAACAGCAGAGUAACCUAAAUUUUGUAUCCACUUUAAUUACUUUGAAACUAUUUACAUAAACUACCAAGUACAUUUACAUAUAAGUAAUGGCAUCACAAGAAAACAAAGAUGAUUGUCCUCAAGAGACUGUAGAUAUUCCACCACCUAUACCAUCAGUCACAGAACCCCAGAAACAGAUAGCCAGCCAAGCUCUACAGGAAUUUGAAAAGAAGAACUAUGGUGCUUGUUGUAAUCUUACACACAAACUUUUUGUUGAACGUUCAAUGGAUCCUAAAGUGGUUCACAACAAAGCAGUAGCAGAAUUUUAUCAAAGUGGAUUCUUGACUACAGAUGAAUUUAGACAGAGCCUUGAUAAAGUUUGCCAGAUGGCUAACAUCAGUAUGGAUAACAGUGACAGUUUAGAAGAUGUAGAUCAUAGUGUAUUGUACUUUAACCAAGCGGUUAUAUUUUACCAUCUCAGACAGUAUAAAGCUGCCACUAAAGUCCUAGACAAACUCUUCCAGUUUAUAGAACCUAUAGAAGAAAAUUUGGCAAAGAAGGCAAUAAUGUUACUUGUUGAAUUAUAUCUGUGUACUUUUCAACCAGAGAAAGCCAUGGGAAUGUUAAGUUAUGCAGAGAAGAAUGUAUUUAAUACUGGUAAAUCUGGGGGAGAGAAAGAAGGAAAGGAUAAAGAAGAUAACAUGGCUGAUGACCCAUUAAAAACUAAACUUAGUCUGUACAAAACAAGAUGUUUACUAAUGAUGAAAUCAAUGAAGUCUAGUAAAAGAGAAAUUAAAGCAUUAAUUACAGCUCAUCCUAUGAAUUUAUCAGUGCUCUAUCUAAAGAGUAAUUUCGAGUACAUGAGAAGUAAUCACAGGAAAGCCAUGAAGAUGAUGGGUAUAGCACCUUCAUCAUCAACCUUAUUUACAGAAGCAGGAGAAUGUCUACCAGUCAUGUACCAUAAUAACAUGGGAUGUAUUCACUUCUAUCUGAGGAAACAUCAUCUUGGAGCAUUUUACUUCAGAAAGGCUAUACAAGAAAAUGAGAAUGCUCUUAGAGAUAUAACUAGGGGGGCUGAACAUAAUAAAAAUUUAUCAGGAAAGCCCUUACACAGUAUUGGUAUGAGUCGUCACUAUGAACUGUUAUAUAAUAUGGGAAUACAGAUGUUGCAUUGUGGGAAGCCUGUUGCAGCAUUUGAUUGUCUAGUUGAAGCUGUUCAGGUUUUCAGAACAAAUCCUAGACUGUGGUUGAGAUUGGCUGAGUGUUGUAUAAUGACAAACAGAGAAAAUAAUGAUGAUGACAGAAAACUUGAAAAAAGGUUGGAAGUUAUACAAGGGUCAGAUGGAUCUGGAAUUCAUCGUAAAUUAAGAUUAGGACCUGGUUUGAGAACUGAUAGAGUAAGUCCAGGGACACCAGCUAUUCCAGCAUCAACAUAUGAGUUUGCAGCUUUGUGUUUACGUAAUGCCUUGAUGUUACUUCCUGAAGAAACACAGAAAAGUGAUAUACCAAAUACAGAUGAUCAGGAUGGCAUAAAACCAAACCCUGAGUCAUUACUGGUUCCUGCUCCUCCUGGUAACCCUAUGAAAAGUAUUGAAGUUGCUAACCUCAGGUGUUCAGUGUUGGCAGCUGCUGCAUAUGUAGGAAUAUGUUUGAAUGAUUUCACCAUGGCAUUACAACAUGCUGAAAAUCUUCUAAAGCAACCAAGACUGUCUGGAGCACAGAGAUAUCUAGGUCAUUUAUAUAUGGCAGAAGCACUUGUAGCAUUAGACAAAAUAGCAGAUGGUAUACAGCACUUAAAUCCUGAACUUGUCACAGAUAUCAACACAUUACCACCGGAACCUAAAUCUGAUCAAGAUAAAAAUGAAAAGAAUGAGAAAACUGAGAAAGACAAAGGAGAUAAAGACCAAGAAACAGAGGUCAAAGGUUCAUUUUAUCCAUGGUCACCUCGUGAUUUGACGAGAGCUAAAGCCAUAAUGCAGUAUAACCUUGCCACAGCCCAUGCUAUCAGAGGAGAAUAUGAUAAAGCCAUGGCCAAUCUUGUAGAGAGUUCAAACUACAUGGGUACGCCACUGCCAGCACAGAUGUAUUUCUUAAAAUUGUAUUUAGAUCUGAUUGAAGGAAGAAGAAAGUUGGCACAAAUUGUGAUUAAAGACCAUUUUGGACAUGUGACACCAAAUCGUGAAAACAAAAUGACAUAUAAAUCUGGUACACCAAGACCUGACACAAGUGUUCCAUGAAUUUUAUUUAACUAGGAUAAAUAAAUGACAAAAACAAUUUUACAAUUUCCAGAAGGAAUAAAUGGUGCAAUUUGUCUAAGUGAAGUAAUGACCUUCAUUAUUUAUUUGUUGCAAGACUCGUUUUCAUCAUAAAUUUGUAUCCUACAGAGCCUGGACAGUUUCUUUUUAUUGAUGAUUACAGUAAUAAAUCUUACAAUGACUGCCUUUGA
Messenger RNA from Mytilus californianus (California mussel), 2485 nucleotides. Its product is annotated as CCR4-NOT transcription complex subunit 10-like. Gene Ontology annotation, biological process: negative regulation of translation; mRNA catabolic process. Gene Ontology annotation, cellular component: CCR4-NOT complex. Bases 147 to 2276 code for a protein of 709 amino acids. Gene Ontology annotation, molecular function: protein binding. Lineage: Eukaryota; Metazoa; Mollusca; Bivalvia; Mytilida; Mytilidae. The record is from RefSeq and is a predicted model, not a curated record. The transcript is spliced from 17 exons.